AUGCCUCCCAAAGGGAAAGGCAGUGGGGUGAAAGGUGGUGGAAAAGGAGGAGCUUCUGGUGGCAGUGACUCUGAUAAAAAAGCACAAGGUCCAAAAGGAGGAGGAAAUGCAGUGAAGGUGAGGCAUAUAAUGUGUGAAAAGCACAGUAAAGUCAUGGAAGCUAUGGAAAAACUCAAAUCUGGUGUUCGCUUCAGUGAAGUGGCUUCACAGUACAGCCAGGACAAAGCCUGGCAAGGUGGUGACCUUGGCUGGAUGACCAGAAGCUCCACAGUGGGACCUUUCCAAGAAGCUGCAUUUGCUCUCCCCGUUAGCAGCAUGGACAAGCCUGUAUACACUGACCCUCCAGUAAAGACCAAGUUUGGCUACCAUAUCAUAAUGGUGGAAGGAAGAAAAUAGAUGAAAAUACCAAUUUCCAUACAUGU
This is a messenger RNA of Protopterus annectens (West African lungfish), 422 nucleotides long. Its product is annotated as peptidyl-prolyl cis-trans isomerase NIMA-interacting 4-like. The transcript has a single exon. Gene Ontology annotation, molecular function: peptidyl-prolyl cis-trans isomerase activity; DNA binding. Gene Ontology annotation, biological process: rRNA processing. The record is from RefSeq and is a predicted model, not a curated record. Bases 1 to 396 code for a protein of 131 amino acids. Lineage: Eukaryota; Metazoa; Chordata; Ceratodontiformes; Protopteridae.